Messenger RNA from Lathyrus oleraceus (garden pea), 816 nucleotides. RefSeq lists its product as uncharacterized. Gene Ontology annotation, molecular function: RNA-DNA hybrid ribonuclease activity; nucleic acid binding. Lineage: Eukaryota; Viridiplantae; Streptophyta; Magnoliopsida; Fabales; Fabaceae. The record is from RefSeq and is a predicted model, not a curated record. The transcript is spliced from 2 exons. Bases 1 to 816 code for a protein of 271 amino acids.
AUGAAUAGAGGCGUGGUGGAAGAGCAGAAAGCAAUGUUUGAAAGGCCCAGUCCUGGGAUGAUAUACCAUUUAAAACCAUUAUUCAUCAAGGCUAAGGUGGAUGGAAUGGCGAUGAAUAAGGAUAUUAUUAAACAUGUGUUGUCUAAGCCUAUUCUACAUAGUAGAAUUGGGAAAUGGGCAUUGGCGUUGACAGAGUUUUCUCUAACUUUCAAGCCUUUAAAAGCCAUGAAAGGCCAGAUCGUGGCGGAUUUUAUAGUGGAUCAUGCCAUGGUCGAAUCACCCAUGAAUGUGGUUGAUACCACACCAUGGCGUAUAUAUUUUGAUGGAUUUAGUCAUAAAGACGGAACAGGAGUCGGGGUAUUGAUAGCAUCCCCUCGGGUGGGUCCGACGAUGUUUAAGUACAGGAUCAUGGAAAAGUGUUCUAACAACGAAGCCGAAUAUGAGGCCUUAAUAGUGGGUCUUCAGCUUUUAAAAGGAAUGGGGGCCAGCCGAAUCGAAGUAAGGGGAGACUCAGAGUUGAUAAUAAAGCAAGUCACAUGCGAAUAUAAGUGCAUCAAGGGGAGUCUGCUGAAAUAUUUUGUGACUGCAACACGGUUACUAGAACAUUUCGAAGUUGCAGACAUAAGACAUGUGCCUAGAGGCGAGAACCAAGAGGAUAACGAGCUAGCCCAAGUCGCUUCAAGGUAUAAGAUGUCUAAGUCGGAGUUACAAGAUCUGAUCGAGGUUCGAGGAAAAUUGGUGUCAAGUACGCCCCCAACGGAAGACAUCCUCAAAGAGAACGUCAGUCGUGGUGGGGAGCUCGAUGAAGAGUGUUAA